Manis javanica (Malayan pangolin) is the source of this 2275-nucleotide messenger RNA. It is a transcript of the gene THRB, whose product is annotated as thyroid hormone receptor beta. The record is from RefSeq and is a predicted model, not a curated record. NCBI's taxonomy places the organism in Eukaryota, Metazoa, Chordata, Mammalia, Pholidota, Manidae. Gene Ontology annotation, cellular component: RNA polymerase II transcription regulator complex. Gene Ontology annotation, molecular function: zinc ion binding; nuclear receptor activity; RNA polymerase II cis-regulatory region sequence-specific DNA binding. Gene Ontology annotation, biological process: positive regulation of transcription by RNA polymerase II; thyroid hormone receptor signaling pathway; negative regulation of transcription by RNA polymerase II.
CGCUUGGAAAGGAGACCUUCUGCUGCCCGGGCUCGGGGCAAGCGCCCGCCGGCCGCGUUCCCCGGGCAGGGCGCUCCACCCAGCCGGCUCGAGGGCACCGGGAAACGUGAUUAUAUUUAGGAUCUACCUGGAUAAUCCAGGAUAAGCCCCUUCUCUCAAGAUCCUUAACGAAAGCCAUAUAAGAUUUGUGGCUUCCUUCCCACCGGCGGUCCUGCAUGGGUGCCAAGUUCCACACGUAACUUAAUGGAUCAGAAGGAGAUGUCAGUGAAAAAAAAGGUCCAGAAUGAUUAUGACUAAUCUAUGACUCCCAACAGUAUGACAGAAAAUGGCCUGCCAGCCUGGGACAUACCGAAGCGCCGUGCAGACCUGGAACACAGCUGGAAGCUGGUAGGAAUGUCUGAAGCCUGCCUGCGUAGGAAGAGCCAUUCAGAGAGGGGCAGCGCGUUGAAAAAUGAACAGUCGUCACCACAUCUCAUCCAGGCCACUUGGACUAGCUCAAUAUUCCAUCUGGACCAUGAUGUUGUGAACGACCAGACUGUCCCAAGUGCCCAGACCUUCCAAACAGAAGAGAAGAAAUGUAAAGGGUACAUCCCCAGCUACUUAGACAAGGACGAGCUGUGCGUAGUGUGUGGGGACAAAGCCACCGGGUAUCAUUACCGCUGCAUCACGUGUGAAGGCUGCAAGGGCUUCUUCAGAAGAACCAUUCAGAAAAAUCUCCAUCCAUCCUAUUCCUGUAAAUAUGAAGGAAAAUGUGUCAUAGACAAAGUUACACGAAAUCAGUGCCAGGAAUGUCGCUUUAAAAAAUGCAUCUAUGUUGGCAUGGCAACAGAUUUGGUACUGGAUGACAGCAAGCGGCUGGCGAAGAGGAAGCUGAUCGAGGAGAACCGGGAGAAGAGGAGGCGAGAGGAGCUGCAGAAAUCCAUUGGGCACAAGCCUGAGCCCACGGAUGAGGAGUGGGAGCUCAUCAAAACUGUCACCGAAGCCCACGUGGCCACCAACGCCCAAGGCAGCCACUGGAAGCAGAAACGGAAAUUCCUGCCAGAAGAUAUUGGACAAGCACCAAUAGUAAAUGCCCCAGAAGGUGGAAAGGUUGACUUGGAAGCCUUCAGCCAUUUCACAAAAAUCAUCACACCAGCAAUUACCAGAGUGGUGGAUUUUGCCAAAAAGUUGCCUAUGUUUUGUGAGCUGCCAUGUGAAGACCAGAUAAUCCUCCUCAAAGGCUGCUGCAUGGAGAUCAUGUCCCUUCGCGCUGCUGUGCGCUAUGACCCAGAAAGUGAGACUUUGACCUUGAAUGGGGAAAUGGCGGUGACACGGGGCCAGCUGAAAAACGGGGGUCUUGGGGUGGUGUCAGAUGCCAUCUUCGACCUGGGUAUGUCGCUGUCGUCUUUCAACCUGGAUGACACAGAAGUAGCUCUCCUUCAGGCUGUCCUGUUGAUGUCUUCAGAUCGCCCAGGGCUCGCCUGCGUUGAGAGAAUAGAAAAAUACCAAGAUAGUUUCCUGCUGGCCUUUGAACACUAUAUCAAUUACCGAAAACACCAUGUAACACACUUUUGGCCAAAACUCCUGAUGAAGGUGACAGACCUGCGUAUGAUUGGAGCCUGCCAUGCCAGCCGCUUCCUGCACAUGAAGGUGGAAUGCCCCACAGAACUCUUUCCCCCAUUGUUCUUGGAAGUGUUCGAGGAUUAGACUGACUGACUUCAUUCUCAUAAUUCCUACAGCACUACUGGGUGUCAUUUCAUUCCAUUGCCUAGCUCUUUUUUGUUUGUUGCUUUGUUUCUUUGUAUUGGGAGGGAUUGUUUGGGGUCAAAGGGAGGUAGUUCUUAGCAUAGACAUGGAUGAAAUUGCCCCUUGAAUUGCGGGUACUUGUAACUAUUGCAUUUUGUUCUCUAGUCCUUUGAUGUGAAUGCUUUGAAGGUUUUACAGUUGUGGAGGUAGGGUGGGGACAAUCAUUAAUUCACCAGCACCAAGCCAUCACCAGCUCCCAUCUGGUCAGAGACUCAAGCAAGCAAAAUGGCACAGCAGAAGACUAAAGAAGCCUUAAAACCAAGAUAAUAUGGUCAGCUUGAUCCAAUCCUGAUUUUUCAGGCUCAGAUUAGCAUGGCACAGACCACCUUUAGUUAGAAGUAGCUUUCAGCUUCUUAGGGAAAGCUCUGAAAAAUUUUGAUUUAUUCAAGAGCAUGUUGUUCACAGCACUCUUCAUUCUCAACUAGCUGCAUAACUGGGAAUGUAUAAGAAUGUUUGUUCCUGAAAAAAAUCAGCUGUCUUUUCACUGUAA